Plasmodium fragile is the source of this 789-nucleotide messenger RNA. RefSeq lists its product as uncharacterized. The record is from RefSeq and is a predicted model, not a curated record. Lineage: Eukaryota; Apicomplexa; Aconoidasida; Haemosporida; Plasmodiidae. The coding region runs from base 1 to 789 and encodes 262 amino acids. The transcript has 2 exons.
AUGAUGGAAUUUAUUUUUAAGCUAAAGAUAAAAAAUGAAGUUUUUCAGAAUAAAAUGAAUGUAUUUCCAUUUAGUGGAAUGGACGUUUCACAGACACAAAUAAGUAAUCGGUAUUUAAGCCAUUUGUGCAAAAAUAAUAAUUGUAGAUAUAAUGCUUUAAAGAAUAAAAAUGACCAAACGAAUUCAAUUGCUUCAAAAGUUAAUUCAUGUUGUGGAAGGCAAAACAAGUGCAUAGGAAUGUAUUGUGACACAAAUAAGGACAAAAAUGCACCAGUAACAAUGAAUUCGGUUGAUGUAGCUAUAAUGCGCAAGAAAUGUUUUAAAGAACACAGACAUUUAACGGAGGAAGAGUUGUAUCAUUUAGUAAAUACAUUGGAACGUGUCCCAUAUAAGUGUGACAUGAAUAGUAUAUGGUGGCAACUGCGUUAUAUUGAAGCAUGUAAAUUUGAUAAUAUAGAGGAGAGAUUAUCAAAGCAUUUAAAUGUGCUGGCAAAAAAAUAUAAGGCAGAUGAUGCUUUUUUAGAAGAUAAAUUGGAAUAUUAUUCUUAUAUUAUAUAUAGAAGAAAGAAAGAACAUGAAGUUUUUUAUAAUAUGCGUUUUUAUGCUCUACUUGAUCGCGAAUCUUUUGAACUGAAGGAAUUUAUAGACAUUAUCAAUGAGAGCCGGGACGCAAUUAGCAAAUUUGGAAAUGAGUUGAUGAGCACAAGUGAAUCAUUGUUUAAAGAAAAGGGGAAAGAAAGAAAUGUUAUAAUUGAAAAAAUUAUGAACUCAUAUUUUGGUAAUGACUAA